Sabethes cyaneus is the source of this 597-nucleotide messenger RNA. RefSeq lists its product as uncharacterized. NCBI's taxonomy places the organism in Eukaryota, Metazoa, Arthropoda, Insecta, Diptera, Culicidae. Bases 1 to 597 code for a protein of 198 amino acids. The record is from RefSeq and is a predicted model, not a curated record. The transcript has 2 exons.
AUGAUCGACAAUCGGCUAAAAUUCAACGGUCACGUUGACUACGCAUGCGAAAAGGCAGCGAAAGCCAUCAGUACACUAUUUAGGAUUAUGCAGAGUAACUUUGGACCAAGCAGCAGCAAGAGGCGCCUCUUAGCCAGUGUAUCAUCGUCGAUACUGCGGUAUGGCGGACCAGCCUGGAUUACAGCGCUCCAAACCCAGCACAACAGAGCGAAGCUGAGAAGUACGGCCCGACUAAUGGCCAUUCGAGUUGUGAGCGCGGACAGGACUAUCUCAUCAGAAGCUGCGUGCGUAAUCGCUGGGAUGAUUCCCAUCGACAUCACCCUGAUGGAGGACUACGAGUGCUAUAGGCAAAAGGAGGUCAGAGGAAUCAGAAAGCUGAUGAGAGCAGAAUCAUUGGCUAAGUGGCAACAGGAGUGGAAUACGGCACAGAAAGCAUGGAGGGAUGAUCUGCCUUCCGGUCUUAACGUCGAAAAUAUGAUGGAGGAAAUGUGUCGCAACGAGAGCAUCUGGAAUGCUGUCAAUAGCGCAAUCGCAUGCAUCAUGUCUGAUCUGCAGCGUAAGUGGAGAGCGAAGCAGCGAGCUAGCAUCGUCAGUUAA